Molecule: messenger RNA, 1722 nt
Organism: Portunus trituberculatus (swimming crab)
Lineage: Eukaryota; Metazoa; Arthropoda; Malacostraca; Decapoda; Portunidae
Gene: tank
Product: etoposide-induced protein 2.4 homolog
Exons: 8
Coding region: 89-1138 (349 amino acids)
Biological process (GO): macroautophagy
Cellular component (GO): endoplasmic reticulum
Source: RefSeq, a predicted model, not a curated record
CAAAGAUCUUACAGGAAAGGAAUCAAAACUUCAAAAUAUCUAUGACUUUAUUGUCUCUGUUGAUAAAGGCAGACCAACAGAAUGUGAGAUGGAUUCACUAAAGUCGAUAGUGUAUGGCUUUUUACGUGGAUUGAGAGAUAGUGUUGCUGGAUUUGGACUGAUCUUCACAUAUGACACCCAAGAACCCCCAAGAUAUGUCAGUACUUCAUCUCAGGAGACCAGCUUGGCUCAGAGACGAGCUGCACAACAGGCGGAGAAGAAACAGAAGCAUGCUGAACAAAAAGAGUUAGUGCUGUGGAGGAUCCUCGCUGGUUCCAAUGUGCAUGAUUCACAUCGCUAUUGGGAGAAUGAAAAUAAUGUGCUGUAUCGCAUCAUGCAAUGUAGCAUCCUCAAUGGGCUGGUCUUUGGUCUGAGUCUACUCUUCUUUGAGUAUGUGUUGCUGCCAGGCCUCAGUGCAAUAAUGGGGCAUUUCCUAGGUAGUGGAGAAGAGAGCACCAUUUGGAAUCAUGUGCAUCCUGUGCUUAGUACCCUUUUCAACCUAUUCUGGCUGCUACCUAUCUUCAUCCUUUCUCGGAUCAUCAACACAAUCUGGUUCCAGGACAUAGCAGACAGUGCUUACCGUCAGCGACAAGGUCAGCCUCAACUCAUCAGCAGCUUGAGUAAGAUGGUGGCUGAUAUCUUCAUUUCCAUCUUUAUUCAAUUUCUGUUCCUGAUGCAGGCCAGUUUGUUGAGGAUGCUACCAAUUGCAAUUCUGAACACAUUUCUGAGUGGCCUACACUUGUGUUUGCUACAGGCACUCUAUGCCUUUGAGUACAGGUGGUUCAACAUGGGCUGGGAAUUGUACAAAAGGUUGAGCUACAUUGAGGCCAACUGGCCGUAUUUUGUUGGGUUUGGCUUCCCUCUGGCUGCCAUCACAAUGUACCCUUCUUCAAUAUACCUCAGUGGAUGCCUCUUCUCCCUGUUGUUCCCUAUCUUUAUCAUCAGUGCUAAUGAAGCCGAACCAGUUCCUAAUACAACUGGCUACCCAAUGCAGUUGUUCUCUCUGGUUGUGGGUGUAUCCAACCAAUUGAUCCACACUCUAGUCAGCCGGCAUAAAAUUCCUGCCACCCCUUGCAAGACUCGCCCUGUGCGCCGCUAGCUGGGACAUCUUCACCAUGUAGAAGAGGUGUCAUAUUAUCAACUGGAAGACUUUCUUGCAACACAAAGUACAUCCACAAACACUAUCUAAAUACAUGUAACACAGAAAAUUCAGUAUAAAGUGGAACCAUUGUUGAAGACAGUGCAAUAGUUAGGAUGAGCACGUGGAGUUGUCUCAUUGAGAAUCUUGCAAGGACCAAUUUUAAUCCUUAAAAUGAAUUUUAUUAAUUUUGUAUCCAUUUAUCAGUCAACCAUUUGUGAGUCAAUCACAAAUAAUAUUUUGUAUUCAUUGAUCAGUUAAUCAUUUGUGAGUCAAUCACAAAGCCUAUUUUUAAUUAAAAACAGAAUGUAUGAGAUAAUGGAAAUUUUUGGCAUUAAUGCCAAUAUUUGCAUGAAAGUUUAAGUUAGAUGGUCAUCCUCAACAUGAAACUUCUAUUUCAUUGAUUCAGGAGCCAGGAGAGUUUGGUACAAACUGAUACUCAAGUUGAUCACUCUCUGUGGCAGCUCUCAAUCUGUCACUCAGGCCUUCAGUAUGUGAGCUCAAUUAUAGGGAAAAACAUUUUUAUAUAUUAAAAUACAUUUUUA